AUGGCGCCAUUGCCCAAGGAUAGAGUUAUCUGUAGUCGACCAUUCACAACUACUGGGGUAGACUUCGCAGGGCCGUUAACCAUUCGUAGUGGGAUUCGAGGACGUCCGGGUAAAAAGGCAUGGGUGGCUAUGUUCAUCUGCUUCGCAACCAAGGCAAUUCAUAUUGAAGUGGUAGAGGAAUUAACUAAAAAUGCCUUCAUAGCUGCGCUUAGGAGGUUUAGUGCAAGGAGAGGUAAACCUGCCACCAUUUGGAGUGAUAAUGGUACGGACUUUGUUGGAGCGCAAAGGGAGCUAACAGCAUAUACGAAGAACAUUAAAGCGGAACUAGCCAAUGAAGGGAUCAGCUGGCGUUUUAACCCACCAGCUAGUCCACAUUUUGGAGGAUUGUGGGAAGCUUCGGUAAAAAGUGCUAAACAUCAUUUGAAUAGGGUUAUGAAGCAGGCAUGUUUAACGUUAAGUGAGCUUCAGACCUUACUGUGCCAAAUAGAAGCCUGUCUCAACUCGCGUCCGUUAACGCCAUUAAGUAGUGAUCCGAACGAUCUUGAACCUCUGACACCGGCCCACUUCCUCAUAGGGGGACCCAUAACUCUACCCCCUGAGCCAGAUGUGCCGGAAGAUAAUAUGGUUGGGUUACGUAGAUGGAAGUUGGUACAAGGGAUAUUACAAACAUUUUGGAACAGAUGGCGGAAUGAGUAUCUUCCCCAACUUCAAAUUAGAGGAAAGUGGAGAACCAGAAGAGAAGCAUUAAAGGUUACCGAUAUAGUGAUUGUAAAAGAAGAUAAUUUGGCUCCCACCAAGUGGAAAAUAGCACGUGUAACAAACCUACACCCAGGCAAGGACGGUCAUGUAAGAGUCGUUACCAUACGUACAUCAAGCGGUACAGAGAUGAGGCGUCCAGUAGUUAAAUUAUGUCAUCUGCCAGUACUCGAAGGAGAGCAAACAGUUGGAAAUUAA
This is a messenger RNA of Metopolophium dirhodum (rose-grain aphid), 954 nucleotides long. RefSeq lists its product as uncharacterized. Bases 1 to 954 code for a protein of 317 amino acids. Lineage: Eukaryota; Metazoa; Arthropoda; Insecta; Hemiptera; Aphididae. Gene Ontology annotation, biological process: DNA integration. The record is from RefSeq and is a predicted model, not a curated record. The transcript has a single exon. Gene Ontology annotation, molecular function: nucleic acid binding.